Messenger RNA from Hippocampus comes (tiger tail seahorse), 3020 nucleotides. It is a transcript of the gene sp9, whose product is annotated as sp9 transcription factor. Gene Ontology annotation, molecular function: DNA-binding transcription factor activity, RNA polymerase II-specific; RNA polymerase II cis-regulatory region sequence-specific DNA binding. The coding region runs from base 159 to 1487 and encodes 442 amino acids. The transcript has 2 exons. The record is from RefSeq and is a predicted model, not a curated record. Lineage: Eukaryota; Metazoa; Chordata; Actinopteri; Syngnathiformes; Syngnathidae. Gene Ontology annotation, biological process: regulation of transcription by RNA polymerase II.
ACAAGACACUCUCUCCAACUAAAAGUAGUGCCGGGAGACUGGAGCCACAACAGAACCCGUGUUGAGCCGAGCCACAACACGGAGGCUCUGGAUCACUCCGGUUCCGAGCAGGUUUCACAUCGACGCCCGUUUUGCCACCUCCGGGACAUAACUUGGAUAUGGCUACCUCCAUUCUUGGGGAAGAGCCUCGUUUUGGAACGACACCUUUAGCAAUGCUGGCUGCGACCUGCAACAAAAUCGGAAACACGAGCCCACUCACCACUUUGCCCGACUCCAGCGCCUUCUCCAAGGGUGGAUUUCACCCGUGGAAGAGAUCCACGUCGAGCUGCAACUUGGGCUCGGCUCUGCCCGGCUUCGCGGUGGCGACCAGCCGCGCCCCUACGGGACUACCGCCGACGAGCGGCGCGGGCAGCAGCGCCUUCUGCCUGGCCUCCACCUCGCCCACAUCGGCCGCCUUCUCCAGCGAGUACGGCGGCUUGUUCACCAACGGCGGCGGAGUGUCGAGCCAGGAGUCCGGCCAGUCGGCCUUCAUCUCCAAGGUGCACACCUCCGCGGAGAGCCUGUACCCGCGGGUGGGCAUGGCGCACCCGUACGAGUCGUGGUACAAGUCCGGCUUCCACUCCAGCAUCUCCGGCGAGGUUGCCAACGGCGCGUCGUCCUGGUGGGACGUGCACACCAACCCGGGCUCGUGGCUCGACGUCCAGAACCCCGCGGGCCCCCUUCAGGGCUCCCUGCACUCGGGCACGCCGCAGGCCAUCCACUCGCAGCUGAGCGGCUACAACGCGGAUUUCUCGUCGCUCACGCACUCGGCCUUCAGCUCGACGGGAAUCAGCCCCAGCGCGUCGCACCUGCUGACCACCGGCCAGCACCUGUUGGCCCAGGACGGCUUCAAAACGGUGCUGCCCGCCUACACGGACACCUCCGCCGCAGCGGCGGCCAACGCCAUGAUCUCCGGGGGCGGCUCGGGGAUAAGCGGCUCGUCGCGCUCGUCGCGGAGAUACUCCGGGCGGGCGACGUGCGACUGCCCGAACUGCCAGGAGGCCGAGCGUCUCGGGCCGGCCGGGGCCAGCCUCCGGCGCAAGGGACUGCACAGCUGCCACAUCCCGGGCUGCGGCAAGGUCUACGGUAAGACGUCGCACCUCAAGGCGCAUCUGAGGUGGCACACGGGUGAGAGACCGUUCGUGUGCAACUGGCUCUUCUGCGGCAAGCGCUUCACGCGCUCCGACGAGCUGCAGAGACACCUGCGGACCCACACCGGCGAGAAGCGCUUCGCCUGCCCGGUGUGCAACAAGCGCUUCAUGCGCAGCGACCACCUGAGCAAGCACAUCAAGACGCACACGGCCGGGGGCGGAGGCAAGAAGGGCAGCGACAGCGACACCGACACCAGCAACCUGGAGACUCCGAGGUCCGAGUCCCCGGACCUUAUUUUGGAAGGGGUCAACCCCAGGAUCACGGUUAAGGACCAGUCCCCCCACGACGAGCCCUGAUGAGGAAAAAAGGACCCACCUGCCACCGCGUCCGAACUGCUUCACACGGGUCGUAUUUAAUAAGGGAAUAUUUAAAACUGAAAUAAGAUCUCUCACCUCCACGCGCUUUGGCAGUAUUUUAAUUGUGAGGAGUAACCUGUUGAACUUGGGACAAUGUGAGUUGCAUCUUGUAUAUGACCAACGACCACGUGCUCAUUUCAUGUUCUUAUUGUUCUUAAAAUUGUUUUCGUUCAUGUUGCUUCUAUCCUGAACGUCAGGGAGUUUACUUUUCGAUGCACUUUGUGGAUAUAUGUACGUGCACAGGUUUCUUCAGAUUUUCCGUUUUAUUUUUUAAUUUUUGUUGCUCAAAAAAAAAAAAUCUAUAUAUAAAUGUUUACCUGUAAAAAAAAUCCACACGUAUAAGACUUUCAUUUUAAAAAUAAUUAAAACACGUUGAAAAGGCUUUUUACUGUGUGAUGGAAAAUUUGGGGUAUUUAUUUAUUUAGGCUUAUUUUAAUUGUCAAAUUCACAAAGACGAUUUUUUUCUGCCGCGUAGAAUAAAUCAUUGCUUAAUGUGGCGUAAAAAGGGCGUUCCAUGGCCAAAUGCAAAUGCGAUUAAUUAUGACUUGGAACACAUGCACAGCCCCAUGUGUCUUGUAUUUCAGAUUAGGGAUGCGGCCUUGAUCACAGCUGUAAUUAAUCACAAAAAGGAUCUUUUGUUCACUUCUCGUUGUCACGGACUUUGAUGACGAAGCUGUCAAGGAAAUUGUCCAAAUUCAAACAUUUGUUUUUGGACAAUUUGAAAAAGAUUGGGAUUUGAAAAAAAAACUGUUAGGGGCAAGAAAGCAGAUGAAAAUGUUGCGUUUAAAAAUGCUUCUUGCUGGAGUCCCUCAAAUGUUACAUUAAAAAGGUUCAAAGAUGCUCUCGGGAGUAUUUUUUAAAGGGUCGGUAGGGGGGGUGUGAAUAAAAACCCGUAAUGCAAAGACGUGGGCCGAUUUUCUUCAUUAAAAGUCAGUGGACAAAUGGCAGAAAAUCCGAUCUGCUGAAAAUAUUUGGAGCUAUUUAAAUCCAACGAGAAACAAACGAAUGAGCAUCACAUGUUGAAUUGGAUGUAGAGACUGCAUUACAUGUGGUGCGCCACUGUACCGGUUCCGAUGAAAGUUCGAUUAAAUCAAAUACCCCAUUUGGAUUUACUUAAAAUGGAUCAUUUUAAUGGUUUAAAAGACGGCUUUGCGCUUGUGUUUCCUCCCUCACCAUAUCAAUAUUUGCUUUCAAUUCUAUAUAGAGUAAUUGUCAACUCGGGGGGUUGUUAGUAUUGUGGAUAACAAUGUUACGAAGAUAGUGGACAUUAAGUGUACACAAAAAAUAAAUCGAUUAUAUGAAGUUCAAUUACGGAGUAUUUAAUAAUGAGAAUAUUGCACUACGUCGUUUCACAAUGAGCGCUAUGCAUUUAACACAAUUACACGUUAAAAAAAAUCGGUUGAAUUGUUGAAUUUUUUUAUUAAAGGCAUCAAAAGAUGCCUGUACACAUAACGAAUUAUUAUUUAAGAGUUU